Alternaria arborescens is the source of this 705-nucleotide messenger RNA. RefSeq lists its product as hypothetical. Bases 1 to 705 code for a protein of 234 amino acids. Lineage: Eukaryota; Fungi; Ascomycota; Dothideomycetes; Pleosporales; Pleosporaceae. The record is from RefSeq and is a predicted model, not a curated record. The transcript has a single exon.
AUGACGUCGCCCUCAAGUGAACGUAUCAUCAUAGCUGACACUGGUGAUGUCAUCUUCACGCUACGAAAUCCAGGUGCACCAUUUGCUGUAUGGGAUCAGGCUGUCGAAGAAAAUAGUGAGAUUCAAGAUCCAGAAGAUGAGCAUAAAGACGAGCCGUUGAACGAUGCGACUUCCGAUGCAUGUGCAGACGACCUAAACCAACCUGUGCCAAGGCAAGCCGCUCUGCCGGAUGUUGUCUACCAGGUCUCAUCGCAGCACCUGGUAUGCGCUUCGCCGAAAUUCAAGAGUGAGUUGACAUCAUGGAGUGAGAGUUUAAAGCGGGAUGAUGGCCUUUAUCAUGUAAACACCACAGAUUGGGAUCCGGAAGCCUUCGGCAUAUUGUUGAACGUCUUACAUCUUCGCUUCCGUCAGGUGCCAAAGUCACUCAGUUUGGAGCUCCUUGCUAAGAUCGCCAUCUUGGUGGAUUACUACAGAUGUUGGGAGGCUUUCGACUUGAUUGCUGACGUCUGGAUAACGCACCUGCGGGCAAAAUGCUCAGUUCCAGAAACUUAUAGCCGCGAUCUGAUGUUAUGGAUACUUAUCUCUUGGGUGUUUAAGCUGGAAGAGGAGUUCAAUGAAUCCACUUUUUGGGCUUCAAUAAAGAGCGAUGAACCAAUUCUACGAAACAUGGAAUUGAGCAUCCCACCAGCUAUCCUUCGUAAGUGA